Hemicordylus capensis (graceful crag lizard) is the source of this 3814-nucleotide messenger RNA. Its product is annotated as NADPH--cytochrome P450 reductase. The coding region runs from base 16 to 2319 and encodes 767 amino acids. The record is from RefSeq and is a predicted model, not a curated record. The transcript is spliced from 16 exons. Gene Ontology annotation, cellular component: cytosol. Lineage: Eukaryota; Metazoa; Chordata; Lepidosauria; Squamata; Cordylidae. Gene Ontology annotation, molecular function: FMN binding; NADPH-hemoprotein reductase activity; flavin adenine dinucleotide binding. Gene Ontology annotation, biological process: response to hormone.
CAGUCCCUGUCUUGGAUGCUUAAGUGUGUGGGGGGUCCCAGGGCACCAGGGUCAGAGGUGCACCUAGAUCAUUUUGGAGCCUGGACCUCGAGGCCUUGGGAGGCCCCCCCCGCUGUGGGAGCCCCCCCCCUCCGCUGCAAGGCAAGCAUCAUAUUCAACACGCAGGUGCUGGAGGGCACAAACCACCCCGCCCAGGACAGACGGAAGAGGAUUUGGGGGGCCCCCAGGGGGUGUGGAGGCGGCCCUUGGCCUCGGCCCCAAAGUCCAGGGCUCUCCAUCGCCAUGGGGACAGCAUCGUCCAAAGACGAAUCCGCCACCGCUGAGAGCCAGGGGGCCUCCAUCCCCUUCGGCCUCAUGGAUGUGUUUCUCUUCUCCAUCAUCAUCGGCCUCUUGACAUAUUGGUUUUUUUUCCGCAAGAAGAAAGAGGAAGUCCCGGAGUUUGCAAAAAUCCAGACGCCAACAGGACUGCCGUCCACCAUUGAGGGCAGCUUCAUUGAAAAGAUGAAGAAGACGGGAAGGAACAUCGUUGUGUUCUACGGAUCGCAGACGGGGACCGCGGAAGAAUUUGCCAAUCGCUUAGCUAAAGAUGCCCAUCGCUAUGGGAUGCGGGGCAUGUCUGCCGACCCGGAGGAGUACGACCUGUCUGACCUCAGCCGGCUUUCCGAGAUCGAGAAGUCCUUAGUGGUCUUCUGCAUGGCCACCUAUGGAGAAGGUGACCCCACAGACAACGCCCAGGAUUUCUACGACUGGCUGCAGGAGACCGACGCUGACCUCUCCGGCCUGAAAUUUGCGGUCUUUGGGCUCGGGAACAAGACGUAUGAGCACUUCAAUGCCAUGGGGAAGUAUGUGGACAAACGGAUGGAGGAGCUUGGAGCUCAGCGAAUCUUUGAGCUUGGCCUGGGAGACGAUGAUGGCAACCUGGAAGAAGACUUCAUCACGUGGCGCGAGCAGUUCUGGCCGGCCGUGUGUGAGCAUUUUGGCGUGGAAGCCACGGGAGACGAAUCCAGCAUCCGCCAGUACGAGCUCGUCGUCCACUCGGACGUCGACCCAAACAAGGUCUACACAGGCGAGAUGGGCCGUCUGAAGAGCUACGAGACCCAAAAGCCGCCGUUUGACGCCAAGAAUCCUUUCUUGGCCCCCAUGUCUCUGAACCGCAAGCUCAACCAAGGCGGGGAACGGCACCUCAUGCAUCUCGAGCUAGACAUCACCAGCUCCAAAAUCAGGUACGAAUCUGGAGACCACAUUGCUGUAUACCCAGCCAAUGAUACUUCACUGGUGAACCAGCUUGGUGAAAUCCUAGGGGUGGAUUUGGAUAUGGUCAUCUCCCUAAACAAUCUAGAUGAGGAGUCCAACAAGAAGCAUCCAUUCCCUUGCCCCACCUCCUACCGCACGGCCCUGACGUACUACCUGGACAUCACCAACCCGCCACGCACCAACGUCCUCUACGAGCUGGCGCAGUACGCCAGCGAUGCCAACGAGCAGGAGCACCUGCGCAAGAUGGCCUCCUCCGCCGCCGACGGCAAGGCACUCUAUCUCAGCUGGGUCGUCGAGGCCCGGAGGAACAUCCUGGCCAUCCUGCAGGACACGCCCUCCCUGCGCCCCCCCAUCGACCACCUCUGCGAGUUGCUGCCCCGCCUGCAAGCCAGGUACUACUCCAUCGCCUCCACGUCCAAGGUCCACCCCAACUCCAUCCACAUCUGUGCCGUGGUGGUGGAGUACAAGACCAAAACCGACCGGGUGAACAAAGGCGUGGCCACCAACUGGCUGAAGAACAAGCAGCCCAACGAGAACGGGCACAAGUCCACGGUGCCCAUGUACGUCCGGAAGUCCCAGUUCCGCCUCCCUUUCAAAUCCAGCACCCCCGUCAUCAUGAUCGGGCCCGGCACCGGCAUUGCCCCCUUCAUGGGCUUCAUCCAGGAGCGGGGCUGGCUCAGGCAGCAAGGGAAGGAGGUGGGCGAUACGGUCCUCUACUACGGCUGCCGGCACGAAAAUGAGGACUACCUGUACAAGGAGGAGCUGGCCCAGUUCUUCAAGGAUGGCACCCUCACACAACUCAACGUGGCCUUCUCCAGGGACCAAGUGCAGAAGAUUUAUGUCCAGCACUUGUUGAAGAAGAAUAAAGAGAACAUUUGGAAGCUGAUCCACGAAGGCAACGGCCACAUCUAUGUCUGUGGGGACGCCCGCAGCAUGGCCCGGGACGUGCAGAACACCUUCUACGAGAUCGUGGCCGAGUACGGCCAGCUGAGCCAGCCGCAGGCCGUGGACUACGUCAAGAAGCUGAUGACCAAGGGACGCUACUCCUUGGAUGUCUGGAGCUAGGGGGGCGGGCUGGGCGGCCCCCGGAGCCGCCUCCUGCGGCAUGCAGUGGGGCAGGGCACAAGUCCGCUGGGGAAGGGAGGCCCGGCUCGCCCAGAGCACCGCAACAUCUCCCCCUCUCUCUGGGUGGCUUACUCUCCCCUCCUCUCACGGUCCUGGGCAUCCAGCUCCCCCCCCCACCUCCCCCCUUUGCAGGCUUGCCCCACAUCCCCCCCCCUUAACACUGGCGUAGCAGAAGACACCCAUCUCUUUAACCCUUUCCUGGGCCGCCAGCUGGAGCCGGGGAUCCCAAGGGCGGGAGGGGGCGAGGGUGGAUGUUAGCAUCGCCUGGAGAGGCAAGCCGAGGGCUCUGCCCCGGGGGUGGAGCGAGCGGGUCAGCCAGGGAGGAGAGGAGCAUCUCCGGCCAUAGGCGCUCCGUUUUCGCCUGGCUUCUGCCUCUGGCACUCGGCCCGCAAGCAGCCCAGGACCACCUCAGGCACAACCAGACAGUUAACCAUCCAGGCGGCUGGCCCAAGGAAGGGCAGGAAGAGCGCCCGCUCUUGCUCUCGGCCCCGGCUGCUCCGGUCCAGCCCGCACUGCAAGCAGGGUGUGGGCCAGGGCCUUUUUGCGCUUCGGCCUCAGGUGGGGCUGCCUCUUUGCCGAGCCUUGGGGGGGGGGAUCUGGAGGACGUUCGGUCUCUUUGUGCUAGCACAUCUCUCUGGCAGGGAGGGUUUCCUUUGCUCUGUCGCUUUGCGGAAGGGGGGUGGGGAGGCCUCGUUCCCGCCUGUGUGCCCCACCUCAUGGUCAGCCCCCCAGAGGCAUGUGGGCCUCUGCCCUGCUGCUUCCCCGGGAGGAAAGCCAACGGCCCCACGCACGGCGUGGAAUUCCCUGCAGGGCUCAGCCCAGCGCCUUCAACCCUGACGCUGCUCUCCCCAGGAGCUGGCCCGAGCAGAACUGUCCACUGAAUGUACAUACUGUUAAGGGGACUUGCCUCUUGGAAUUAAAAAAACAAAACAAAACAAAACCCACACAAAACAAGCCCGGCUCCUUGUUCUGUCUCCUUCCUGACUCCAUGUGUGUUUGGAUCCGGAGUGGAACCGGAGUGACAUUGCUAGGAACACACCCUGGGGGGGCCGGAAUGGUGCAGCCCUGUGAGGGAGCCAAGAAGUAAACCACUGAGCCCGACCUAAGGUUCCAGCUGCACCCAUGAAGCCCAGAAGGAAGCAGCCCUCUCCCUUGUAUAUCCCCACCAUCCGAUUCUGCUUACGAGGCCCGAUACCGCCGGCAGGACUGUCAUUGGUGGGUGUAUCUAAUCCCUCCUUAAUAAAAUUAAAAGUGGCCGCUCAGACCAAGGGAGCAUCUAAUUCAGGGUCAUGCUCCUAGUAGCAGUGAGACAGAUGCCACUGGAAAGCCCACAAGCAGGACAUGAAUGUAUUGUCUGCAUAAACCGCCCAGAGACGUACGUUUUGGGCGGUAUAAAAAUAUGUUAAAUAAAUAAAUAAAAUAAAAUAUGUUUGAA